Corylus avellana is the source of this 2112-nucleotide messenger RNA. RefSeq names its product las1-like family protein. Gene Ontology annotation, biological process: maturation of 5.8S rRNA; maturation of LSU-rRNA. Lineage: Eukaryota; Viridiplantae; Streptophyta; Magnoliopsida; Fagales; Betulaceae. Gene Ontology annotation, cellular component: Las1 complex; preribosome, large subunit precursor. Gene Ontology annotation, molecular function: endonuclease activity. The record is from RefSeq and is a predicted model, not a curated record.
GAAAAAAUUAGGGUUUUUGCUCUUCAAGCUCGAGAGAGAGUGUGUGUAUCUUUCAAUGGGGUCGCUGUUGAAAUUCGAAGAAGAUGAAGAAGAAGAAGAAGCGAGAUACCAUGAUCAACAGCAGGAGAGGUCGAGGUCGUUGUUAUCACCAUCAUCGUCAUCCUCAUCUUCAUACAGUCAGAAACUGGUGCCCUGGUUGAGCUGGGACGAGUGGCUCUUCGUCGAGCACUCUCUCUUCUUGGACUCCCCAGACUCCGUAGCCUCGGCACUUAAAAGAAUUUUGGCAUGGCAAAGUAGAGGAUGUCUUCCAGUGGCAAUCGAAGUAACGGCUUCGAUUAUUGAAAUUCAUCAAAGAGAUCCUCACUUUAGAAAGGACCAAUUAGAUGGUGCUUCAAUUAAUUGUAGAGCAGAUCAAACCAAUGAUGCUUCACUCUCAGAGGAAAUGUUGGCGAUGUUGUAUUGCAUGGCAAUUAUAAGGCUUGUGAACGGUGUUGUGGAGAAGACACGUAAAAAAACAGAGGCUUCAAUUGCUGUGGCAGCUGGUGCAAUUGGUAUUCCAAGAAUGUUGAUUGAUAUUCGUCAUGAGGGAUCUCACCGUGAACUUCCUGCGCUUAAGAUAGUUCGUAGGGCCUCAGUUAAGGCACUUGAUUGGUUGAAAUCCUAUUAUUGGGAGCCUCAGAAGAAAGCAAUACCAUUUCGAGGUGAUGAAACUGCUAGCAUUGGAGAAGAAAUCAGAUCUAAACUCUGUGAAUUAGCUUUCACCCUGAAAGUUUACCAAAGUCCCCAAUGUGUUUCUUCAUCAGAAAAGGGAAAACGUAGCAGACAUCGUAAAUUACUUUGUGGGCGUAAUAAAUUUUUCUCACUUGUGGGUAGCAAGCACCAAUCACCCAAAUCUGGAGUUUCUAAGAAACAGAUUACCAAGAGCUUGAAAAUUCUUGUUCGGUUAUAUUCAUCUUUCUCUACGGAAGUUGUAUCUAUGUUGCUGGAGUUCUUGCUGAAAGCUAUAAAUUCAUCAGACUUGGUUGAUCUUCAAAAAGAUUCCCAAGUUGGCCCAAUUAUGCACACUUUGUUGGAUGAUUGGAAGCUUGUUAUAACAAAACUCUCAAAUAAGGAACCAGAAUUACUGCUGACCCUUCUUAAAGCAGUUCUUGAUAUGAUUGAAACUCAGAAAGCCAUGGAAAAUGAGACAGGAAGACAUCAUCAGACAUCGUCAGACUAUAAUAGGCAAGAGAUUUGCCAAAUUGAGCAUCUUUCAUUUUUGUUUGCAUGGCUUGUUGGAAGUCUCAAGGAACUAAAGCCUCGUCGCCACAAAGAUUCAGCAGCUGAAAUUAAAGUUUCUCCAACACAAACAUUUGCGUCAAAAACAAUUCUUUUAGAUCUCCUGCGUAAAUCUCUUCUGGUAUCAGCUCCGGCCAACAAGCAGCUUCUGGAUGCAGCCCUCCGUCUUGCCCACCUGAUUGGAAACAGCUCUCUGAUUGAGAAACUUAAAAAACUUCCUUUACUAGCUUCAUCAAAUCCAGAAGAAGAAAUCGAAAUCCCUUCUACGACUAACCUUUUUGUCCAGCACGAGGAAUCCAUCAGUCAAGCAGCUAAGAAGCUAGAGUUGGUCAAACUUCGCCGGUUGAAGAGCAAAGUCGUAGAGACAAGAACCGGUGCUGCAGAAAAUUCAAACAGAUGGGUUCUGUCAAGGUCAUGGAAUUCCUGCCCAAUCGGUAUGCUGCCUCACACUCUCGGUUCAUCAGGUCGUCUUCCCGUUCUUGAUUGGUCGCCAGAGUCACCAGAACGGAAAGAGAAGUGGGAAUUGAACCGGUGCAGUGGCAAGAGAGAAGCCAGUUCUGGCAUACAGCUGAUAGACAACACAAGUGUUAAGAAGAGAAGGGAAACAAUGGAGGGUCGUGAGUCAGAUGCAGUGGAAUGUGUCGAAGGUCACCUGAUGAUUGGUGGGAUUUGGAAGGGAAUCAGGGAAGAUGAGCUACUUGCCCUAGCGUCUGAAGUAAGAAUUUUAGCUUAAUCUCUAGCAGUUAUACAUUGGCAUCAAAUGUUGCCUAUGAAGCAGUUUUGUUUCCUGAUUAUUUCAACAAAGAUAAUAAACAUGGAAGUCUUAUUUUAGUA